Molecule: messenger RNA, 690 nt
Organism: Trichechus manatus latirostris (Florida manatee)
Lineage: Eukaryota; Metazoa; Chordata; Mammalia; Sirenia; Trichechidae
Gene: RNF225
Product: ring finger protein 225
Exons: 2
Coding region: 1-690 (229 amino acids)
Biological process (GO): protein ubiquitination
Molecular function (GO): ubiquitin protein ligase activity
Source: RefSeq, a predicted model, not a curated record
AUGCCCUGCCCACGGCCGCUGUGGCUCCGCCGCCCGCCGGUCCCUCAGGGCUCGGGCCCCAGCUCACCGCGCAUGGGGGAGGACGAGGAAGAGGAGGAGGAAGAGGAAGACUGCAGCCUGGGCUCCAGCCCCAUCCUGUCCCCCACAUCGCCCAUGGAGUGCCUCAUCUGCGUGUCGCCCUUCGACGGCGUCUUCAAGUUGCCCAAGCGCCUGGACUGCGGCCACGUCUUCUGCCUCGAGUGCCUGGCGCGCCUGUCGCUGGCCACGGCCGGCGGCGGGGAUGCGGUGGCCUGCCCCGUGUGCCGCGCGCCUACGCGCCUGGCGCCGCGCGGUCCGCUCUCGCGCCGCCUGACGCUGAGCAGCCCGGUCUGGGCUUUCAACGCGGCCGUGGCGCUGGCGGUGCUGGUGGCCGCAGGCCUCGUGGUCUCGGGCGUCUACAUUUUCUUCCUCAUACCGCACGCCGCCUCAUCCUCCUCCGCGCGCCCCCAGCUGGUGGCGCUCGCUUCGGCGCCGGGCUUCUCCUUGUUCCCGCCGCAGCCGGCGCCAGUCGCACCUUGGACGCCCACCUGGACGCCGCGGCCUGAGCUGGACGCUACUGUGCUAGGGGCUGGGCAGGACGCCCCCCAGCCCGAGGCAGAGCCCGCUGGGGGCGCCGAGGACCCGAUGGAGGCUGACCUGGGGCUGGACUGA